UGAAAGUCUUUGCCUCCCCUGUGCGGUCCUUCCUCCCCAACAUGCCAGCUCCCUUCUAUCCUGACCACGGAGUCCUCCACCACCCCUUUUUCUCAGUCGCAGCUGCCUGGUCAGCACGACCUCUUGCGAGCUUUCUGAGCCCCAACUUUGCAGUAAGAUGGUGAAAAAUGGAAAUCCAGAAAGCUGAGAGUUUGGUUUGGGUUUUUUGUUUUUUUAGUGCAAUGAAUGGGGAAUAGUUCUUUGAGCACCCAUUUAUUCACAUCUUCUCUUCCUCUGGACUGCCUCCCUGCCCUCCCCUCCCCCCAAAUCUGGAUGCCUGUCUGCUGGAAAAGGCGCGAUUACCUCUCUUCCUCUUCUUCCCCAGUCCAGGCGCUAAGACCUAAUAUUCUUUUCAGCCACACACAUACCACACUAAGUCUUCUUGAUGUUCUUGCAUUCCUCCGUUCCUCUGGACAGUUCUUGCAAUAACCCCAUUUCUCAGACAAAGGCUUAGGAGGGAAAAAGAACCUAACUGUUUCCUGUGUUUGCCAUUUUAAUACUGUCCAUCCCCACAGACCCAAGCCCUUUCCCUGAUACUACUUUUGCCAGUGUCUUGAACCUUCAAAAUGGAAGGGAAAAAAAAAAAAUCUCCAGGGUAGCUUGAUAGAGUUUCUUUAUAAAUCUGCAUUGUUGCUUCUGGUUUAUGGCCAUGAAGAAAAUACCAGCCCCCACCCAAAAUGCACCGCAGCCAAGUCGGCUAAAGGCAAUGAGUGUUGGAGUCAGUAGGGGGCGCAUUCCCUGCACUGGGUAAGGCUGCAGAGGGGGGAAGGGCCCCAGAGCUAGAACAGGAUGUGCUUCACAGCGCCUUCUACAGACCAUGGGAAAAUGGACCCAGCAAGACUCUCUGACACUCUUAGUUGGUGAGCUGACAGCAACAUGGUGAAGGAUCAAGUGAGUCAAGAGCAGUGAUUUUAUUUCUUUUAAAGAAUCCACCCUGCACUUUGUAAGUUUUCUCUUUUGACUUUUUCAAAGUGUUGACCCUUAGACAAUCCACAUUUGUUCUUGACGAAUCACCUUGGCACAUCCUUGGUACACAGAUUCCCCCUUCUCUGGAAUUCUUCCGCCUUAAGCUUUGAAUGUGUCACCAUAUCUUUCCAAGGUCAGAUGGUAAAGGGAAAAGUUCAAAACCUGAGAGUAACAGGUUUGGGGGAGUAUUGUUGAUUUCAUUCCUUCUUCAUGGCCCCAUGUCUUUUCAACUCUUUGAGAGUUCAAAAUCCUUGAGGGAUGUUAGAUUUUAGUGGGGGAGUAAUUUUCAUAAGCAUGUAGAUGGGUGUCAUGAUUUGCAAAGCCUUGUUGGUAAACGUCAAGCCUAUGUUGAGUUCUACACUGUUAAACUCAACCAAGUUGACCUUAAAAUUUUCCUUCUUUGCAACUUUGGACUUGAAAUUGCCAUUCAUUCUCCCAGUAGCCAACCGCCUUUGCAAAAGUGUUGACACCAGUCUUCUGUGAGCACCCACCUGCUUAGGGUGUGUUGAUUUCUGUAGAUUUUACUCCUCUUGUUAUUUCCGUAGGUGUGAGAUGCACAAUGCGAAACCUAGGCCCCAGCUUUCGCACCAUGAUGCGCAGGGUUGUACUUUUUGUACUGAACUGAUAGGUGGCCUAGUGGUUAUGCCCUGUACUACCAUUUUGAGGAUCUGGACUCCGUUCCUGCCUUGCUCUUUGGACCACAUUGUCAAUUCACACCGGAAAACUUGCUGUGAGCUCUUAAAAAGCAUAAAUUCUGCAAUUUCAAAGGUUUCCUGCUUUUGGCGUUCAAAAAAAAAGAAACUAUGUUCCAACUUCCUGUCAACAAUCUUGGCAGUUUAAGAAAAGCCCGGAAAACUGUGAAAAAAAUACUUAGUGACAUUGGGUUGGAAUACUGUAAAGAACACAUAGAAGACUUUAAACAGUUUGAACCUAAUGACUUUUAUUUGAAAAACACUACAUGGGAGGAUGUAGGACUAUGGGACCCUUCGCUUACAAAAAACCAGGACUAUCGGACAAAACCUUUUUGCUGCAGCGCUUGCCCAUUUUCUUCAAAAUUUUUCUCUGCCUACAAAAGUCAUUUCCGGAAUGUCCAUAGUGAAGACUUUGAAAAUAGGAUUCUUCUUAAUUGCCCCUACUGUACGUUCAAUGCAGACAAAAAGACUUUGGAAACACACAUUAAAAUAUUUCAUGCUCCAAACGCCAGCGCACCAAGUAGCAGCCUCAGCACUUUCAAAGAUAAAAGCAAAAGUGAUGGCCUUAAACCUAAGCAGGCUGACAGUGUAGAGCAAGCUGUUUAUUACUGUAAGAAGUGCACUUACCGAGAUCCUCUUUAUGAAAUAGUUAGGAAGCACAUUUACAGGGAACAUUUUCAGCAUGUGGCAGCACCUUACAUAGCAAAGGCAGGAGAAAAAUCACUCAAUGGUGCAGUCCCCUUAGGCGCAAAUGCCCGGGAGGAAAGCAGUAUUCACUGUAAGCGCUGCCUUUUCAUGCCGAAGUCUUACGAAGCUCUGGUCCAGCACGUCAUCGAGGACCACGAGCGCAUAGGCUACCAGGUCACUGCCAUGAUCGGCCACACGAAUGUGGUGGUGCCCCGGUCCAAGCCCCUGAUGCUGAUUGCUCCCAAGCCUCAAGAGAAGAAGGGCAUGGGGCUCCAAUCGAGAAUUGGUUCCCUUGCUUCUGGAAACGUACGGUCUUUGCCAUCACAGCAGAUGGUGAACAGACUCUCAAUACCAAAGCCUAACUUAAAUUCCACAGGUGUCAACAUGAUGUCCAAUGUCCACCUACAGCAGAACAACUAUGGAGUCAAAUCUGUAGGCCAGGGUUAUGGCGUUGGUCAGUCAAUGAGACUGGGGCUGGGUGGCAAUGCACCGGUCUCCAUCCCUCAGCAGUCUCAGUCUGUGAAGCAGUUACUUCCAAGUGGAAAUGGAAGAUCUUACGGUCUUGGGUCAGAGCAGAGGACCCAGGCACCAGCAAGAUACUCACUGCAGUCUCCGAAUGCCCCACCUCUCUCUUCAGGCCAGUUAAAGUCUCCAUCCCUCUCCCAGUCACAGGCAUCCAGAGUAUUAGGUCAGUCCAGCUCCAAGCCAACUGCAGCUGCCACUGGCCCUCCACCACCCAAUACUUCCUCAACCCAGAAGUGGAAAAUAUGUACAAUCUGUAAUGAGCUUUUUCCUGAAAAUGUAUAUAGCGUGCACUUCGAAAAAGAACAUAAAGCUGAGAAAGUCCCAGCAGUAGCCAACUACAUUAUGAAAAUACACAAUUUCACUAGCAAAUGCCUUUACUGUAAUCGCUAUUUGCCCACAGACACUCUGCUCAACCAUAUGCUAAUUCAUGGUCUGUCGUGUCCGUAUUGCCGGUCAACCUUCAAUGACGUGGAAAAGAUGGCGGCUCACAUGCGGAUGGUUCACGUGGACGAAGAGAUGGGACCUAAAACAGAUUCCACUCUGAGUUUUGAUUUGACAUUGCAGCAGGGUAGUCACACUAACAUCCAUCUCCUUGUAACCACGUAUAACCUGAGGGAUGCUCCUGCUGAGUCUGUUGCUUACCAUGCCCAAAAUAACCCACCCAUCCCUCCAAAGCCACAGCCAAAAGUGCAGGAAAAGGCAGAUAUUCCUGUUAAAAGCUCACCUCAAGCUGCAGUGCCCUAUAAGAAAGAUGUUGGGAAAACCCUUUGCCCUCUUUGCUUUUCAAUCCUGAAAGGACCCAUAUCCGACGCACUUGCACAUCACUUACGAGAGCGGCACCAGGUGAUUCAGACAGUCCAUCCGGUGGAGAAGAAACUCACCUACAAGUGCAUCCACUGCCUCGGCGUGUACACCAGCAACAUGACCGCCUCGACCAUCACCCUGCACCUGGUCCACUGCAGGGGCGUGGGCAAGGCCCAGAACGGCCAGGACAAGACAAAUGCACCUUCGCGGCUGAACCAGUCCCCCGGCCUGGCACCUGUGAAGCGCACUUACGAGCAAAUGGAGUUCCCCUUGCUGAAGAAGCGAAAGUUAGAUGAAGACAGCGAUUCACCCGGCUUCUUUGAAGAGAAGCCUGAGGAGCCUGUUGUUUUAGCUUUAGACCCCAAGGGUCAUGAAGAUGAUUCCUAUGAAGCCAGGAAAAGCUUCCUAACAAAAUAUUUCAACAAACAACCUUAUCCCACCAGGAGAGAAAUUGAGAAGCUGGCGGCAAGCUUAUGGUUGUGGAAGAGUGACAUUGCUUCCCAUUUUAGUAACAAGAGGAAGAAGUGUGUCAGAGACUGUGAAAAGUACAAGCCUGGUGUAUUACUGGGCUUCAACAUGAAAGAGUUGAACAAAGUUAAGCAUGAGAUGGAUUUUGAUGCUGAGUGGCUAUUUGAAAAUCAUGAUGAGAAGGAUUCCAGAGUCAAUGCUAGUAAAACAGCAGACAAAAAGCUCAAUCUUGGGAAGGAAGAUGACAGUUCCUCAGACAGUUUUGAAAAUUUGGAGGAAGAAUCCAAUGGGAGUGAUAGCCCUUUUGACCCUGUUUUUGAAGUUGAGCCUAAAAUCCCUAAUGAUAACCCAGAGGAACACAUACCGAAGGUAAUUUCUGAAGAUGCUUUAGAAACUGAGAAGCUAGACCAAAAAGAGGAGGAUGGUUCAAAAUAUGAAACUAUUCAUUUGACUGAGGAGCCAACCAAACUAAUGCAUGAUGCCUCUGAUAGUGAGGUUGACCAAGAUGAUGUUGUUGAGUGGAAAGAUGGUGCUUCUCCAUCUGAGAGCGGCCCCGGUUCCCAACAGGUGUCAGACUUUGAGGACAACACGUGUGAGAUGAAAACAGGAACCUGGUCCGAUGAGUCUUCCCAGAGUGAAGACGCGAGGAGCAGUAAGCCAGCUGCCAAAAAAAAGGCUUCCGUGCAAGGUGACAGAGAGCAGUUGAAGUGGAAGAAUAGUUCCUAUGGAAAAGUUGAAGGGUUUUGGUCCAAGGACCAGUCACAGUGGAAGAAUGCAACUGAAAAUGAUGAGCGCUUAUCCAACCCACAGAUUGAGUGGCAGAACAGCACAAUUGACAGUGAGGAUGGGGAGCAGUUUGACAACAUGACUGAUGGGGUGGCUGACCCGAUGCACGGCAGCUUGACGGGGGUUAAACUGAGCAGCCAGCAGGCUUAAGGGCCGGCUUCUCUGGCAUUGGUGGCAAAUGCUGCAGCCUGGAACUCUGUUCUGUCAGUUAUGACUGCAAAGCUGUGUUCUAACUGGUACUGCCUUCUGAGUGUGGGGUCAUCAGGCGGUGGGGACAUGUGGCCACUCCAGUCCCAGUGGCUAUUUCUAAGUCUGUGACACAUGAUCGGCUGGUCUUGCUUUAGAACGCUCUGUGACAGACACAGUAACUAAAUGUGAAAAACCAAUAAGCUGGUGGCUCAUGAACGCACACGAGAAAAAGCAGAGGUUUGUCUUACCUGCCUUCUCAACAUUUCUUUCCCUCUGUAAAGCAGUGUCUGGUUGGAUGUCCUUGAGAAGCGUUCUCCUGAUUAAAAUGGUAGUGUAGGGCCAGCACACAAGCUGCCAGUCCAAUGUGUACAGUGGACUUUGGGGAAAUCAAUUUUUUUCAUGUAUUCAUUCUGAAUAGUUGAAAUGUAUAUUUGUACAGUCUUUUAGACCUAUUCAAGUGAUGCUUACGAUAUUGUUAUUGUGUAGCCAUCAUAGAUGCGUUUCUUUUUUUAGUGUUGCCCUUGCUGUGUAAUAAGCGCUGUAUCUAGUUGACCUAGCAAAAGCCUGAAACUGCGCUAGUGUGGACUUCGGGACAGACUUAGUUUUUGCACAUAACCUUGUACAAUCUCGCGACAGAGGCCAGCCACAUAAGAUAUAUAUCUGGACUCUUCUUGUAUUAUAGAAUUUUUCUUGUUCUGAAUAUCCUUGACAUUACAGCUGACAAAAACAAAAACUGGUAUUUCAGAUGUUUUCUGAAAUCUUUUAAGCUAAAAAUCACAUGCAAGAAUUGACUUUGCAGCUACUAAUUUUGACACCUUUUAGAUCUGUAUGAAAGUGUGUUGUGUUGAAGCAGCAGGCCAAUGAGUGCUGCGUUUUGGAUAUUUAGUUUUUAUCUUUAGUUAAACACCACCCUGGUGUAUUCAUUUAUACCAUCUAAUAUAUGACACACUGUUGUAGUAUGUAUAAUUUUGUGAUCUUUAUUUCCCUUUGUAUUCAUUUUAAGCAUCUAAAUAAAUUGCUGUAUUGUGCUUAAUGUAAAUACUUACUUGCUUUAUUACGCCUUCCAGUCCUGUGUGUCCAUUACAUCUUGUACCCGUUGAUGCCGUGGCUUCCUCAGCAGAGAUGGCGGCACGGCCACUGAGGAGACUUGUGGAAGACCAAGGAUGGCAUCAAGAAGGCUUUCUCUCAAGGCUCUUGUUACAAAUUCUUUGAUUCGGUUUGGCCUUUGUCUGUUACCUUUUUAAUCACUAAAAUAAACAUCCUUGAAUUUUUUCAGUUCCCCUGUUGUUAAGGAUCAGAACCUGCUUGGAUAUGUAAAUGUCUCAGUUAUAAAGGAUGUAAAGAUAAAUAAGCAUUGAUUUGCAAGCAGAAUCUUAAUACCCUGGUGUUCUUUCUUCUAAGUGAAGUCCAUAUUAGUUUUCACCUUAUAAUGGGAACAGUUGUACUAACCAGGCAACUACUGUGCUUUUAUUUUAACUCUGGACCAUCUUGCUACUAUUAAGAGAGGCUCUGGAGAGCACAUGUCCUGGGGCUCUCGAGACGCAGGAGCCGGUAGGGUGCGAGUGACCCCGCACCAAAGGGCAGGGAGGAGGUGGCAGAGGUGGCCCCAGGGUGUUUGGAGGUGUGGCGGGAUGGGUGCUCUUAGUCAAUGCGGAGGCUGGUCAGUCACCUUUCAGGGACAUUGGCCUAAGGAGUUCUGAAGUGGGCUAGUUUCCAUGAUUUCUAAGACUCCAGAAAGUUGAGCUUAACGCUUUUGUUACCUGAGGGCAAAAGUUUGACCAGCCUCCCCCUAAAAUGUAAAGUCGUGCCUCAGAACAAUACAGGAGAAAGCACAAGAAUGGACUAGAACCUUCAGGGUGUUCGGGGCUGACACGGAGCUUUUUUUUUUUUUUUUUUUUUUUUUUGGAGCUAUUUUAAAUCUGUCGCACAGAUAGAUUAUAGAUUCUGUGGACAUCCAAGAUGCUACAGAUUACCUAAUCAGAAAAGGUGGCAUUGAGAACAUGUCUUACCUGAGGAUAGUAAUACCAGCUGCAUUUAAGCCAUCUCACAUUUGCUUUGAAAUUACUCUGCCUAAUACGAAGAAUUUAGCCUGGUCUUGUGAGUCCUACGUGAAGUACUAGUGAGACUCGUGCAGUGUAGGAGGUGAGGGUGGGGAGGUGCGCUCUGGGCUGGACAUUUGAGCAGAGAGAGAUGAGUACGCUUCCUUGCUACGGUGGUGUGAGUGGGCCUUGUCAGCAUGGGGAAGAGUUUAGCCACCUAAGGACUGGAAAUAAAGAUUCCCCAGUAAGAACUGUUGGAGAAGUCCUGAAAGUGUCUCAAUAAAAGCCAUUUUAAAACAA
Capra hircus (goat) is the source of this 7495-nucleotide messenger RNA. RefSeq names its product activity dependent neuroprotector homeobox (gene ADNP). Gene Ontology annotation, biological process: regulation of gene expression. Gene Ontology annotation, cellular component: nucleus. The record is from RefSeq and is a predicted model, not a curated record. Gene Ontology annotation, molecular function: DNA binding. The transcript is spliced from 5 exons. The coding region runs from base 1809 to 5117 and encodes 1102 amino acids. Lineage: Eukaryota; Metazoa; Chordata; Mammalia; Artiodactyla; Bovidae.